AUGUGCAACUCCUCUUGUGGCUCCUGCUGCUCUGGCCAGGGCUAUGGCUGCUGCCAGCCCAGGUGCUGCCAGACCACCUGCUGCAGGACCACCUGCUGCCGCCCCAGCUGCUGCAGGCCCUGCUGUGUGUCCAGCUGCUGCCGCCCCUCUUGCUCUGGUGGGUCCAGCUGCUGUGGCUCCAGCUGCUGCCGCCCCUGCUGCUGCAUCUCCAGCUGCUGCCGCCCCUCCUGUGACUCCUGCUGCUGCCAGACCUGCUGCCGCCUGCGUCCAGUCUGUGGCAAUGUCUCCUGCCACACCACUUGCUAUCGCCCCACCUGUGUCAUCUCCACCUGCCCCCGCCCCAUGUGCUGCCAGACCACCUGCUGCAGGACCACCUGCUGCCGCCCCAGCUGCUGCAGACCCUGCUGUAGUGGGUCCAGUGGCUGUGGUGGUUCCAGUGGCUGUGGCUCCUGCUGCUGCCGCCCCAGCUGCUGCCGCCCCAGCUGCUGCAGGCCCUGCUGUGUGUCCAGCUGCUGCCGCCCCUCUUGCUCUGGUGGGUCCAGCUGCUGUGGCUCCAGCUGCUGCCGCCCCUGCUGCUGCAUCUCCAGCUGCUGCCGCCCCUCCUGUGACUCCUGCUGCUGCCAGACCUGCUGCCGCCUGCGUCCAGUCUGUGGCAAUGUCUCCUGCCACACCACUUGCUAUCGCCCCACCUGUGUCAUCUCCACCUGCCCCCGCCCCAUGUGCUGUGCCAUCCCUGACUGCUGA
Molecule: messenger RNA, 744 nt
Organism: Marmota flaviventris (yellow-bellied marmot)
Lineage: Eukaryota; Metazoa; Chordata; Mammalia; Rodentia; Sciuridae
Source: RefSeq, a predicted model, not a curated record